CAUGUAGUAUACCAUUUGAGCAGGAUACUUCACCAUGAGUUUUCUCUAGCUCCUUAUAUAACACAAAAUGUUUCAAAAGAUUUAUUUGUCAACAGACCAACACCUCAACAUAUUAAUGAUAUUUCUUCUCUUGUGCUUUUAAACUUUGCCUUGAAAUAUUGCAGGGACGGAAGGAGUGAAAGUAAUUGUAAUCCUUGGAUUAUCUAGGAUGGCUACAAAUAAACCAGACAUUUGUUUUUCAAAAUGUCUACACCUGAUGUGAGAGAGAAAGGAAACAUGGAAUAAACCCACACUGUUGCCCACACUAACCAUCAAGGAUCUCUCCAAAUAUGGCACAAUGGUUAAUACUAGCAAAGUUCAAGGUCAGACAACUGUCAAGGAUGGAGACGAGGUCAUGUUUGGGUCACCAAAGUCUGUCUUCAUAGCUGUGUAUGAACCACUGGUUGUUUCUACUUCCUGUCUCAGUCCAACCUUAAAGAAGCAGGUCCAACAGUCUGUAAUGAAAUUGGGUGGUCAUAUUGUAGCAGAAUGGUCACGUCAUUGCACAUUGCUUGUUAUGACGUCUAUCAGUGUAACAAUAAAGGUGGUGUGUGCAAUGGUGUCCCUAAAACCGAUUGUCUCCCCUGACUAUCUAGCUGCUUACCUGCAGUCACUAGAAAGUGGUAAAGAACAGCCGGAUCCUGAGAGCUACCUUCCUACAGUGUCAGAAUCUCAGAUAGAUCCUACGGAGGUGAGCUUCACCAAUAAUACAGAGCGCAAGAAAAUUUUCGAGGGAAAAACUUUCAUAUUUCUUCAACAAAAACAGUUCCAGAAGAUGAGUCUAGCAGUUGAACUUGGGGGAGGAAUGCCAUUGUUGAUGGAAACUCGCCCUAAAGAACGGAGUGAUCAGGCCAUCCUCACACAUAAAAACACAGUUGUAAUGAAUUGUGGCCUUGAUGUUGGUGCAGCAAGCGAGUGGAAAGAAUGGUACAGAUAUGUGGAAAAGACACUUGCUAGACACAAACAACACAUGAGUCAAGACGCAGAGCUGGGAUUGGCAGUUUUACACUGUGAUACAGACCAAUACUGUAAUCCCUGUGUAGACUUUGCCAGUCAGGGAGGUUUACGACUCCCCAGUCAGUCUCUGUCCCAGGCACCAGUAUUUACACAGACACAGAAAGUGAUACAAGAGGAGACAACUCUAUCUCCAACACAGCCUGCAGGAAUAAAAUCAUCCUGUGUAACUCUCAGUGUGAAAAGCAAAGAGUCACAAAGAACAAAAGUGCCAGGUCAAGGACACAAAGACACAGAUGUGACUUAUAAACCCUCAGGUCAAAGUUCACACAUAGACAGGUCGCAACAUUCUGGUCAAAAACAAGCACAAUCACCUCCUCCUAAAAGAAAACCAGACAAAUCUGCAACUUCGCCCACCAGAAGAAGUCCAAGGUCAAAAUCACUGUCUCCAGUUCCUGAUAAAGAUGAAUCUUUCAAUCUAAGGUCAAGGUCACCAGCAUCUCCAGGUUCAAGAAGGUUAAAUCUGAGGUCAUCUCCUGUUCCUGAAGUUGUAACAGAUACCUCAACAUCAAGAGGACCUUUGACAAAGAGAGGGGUUAAACCCAGUCCAAGAAUGGAUAAAAAUGAUGAGACAGACAUUGUUGAUAUUAAAAAGGAGAAAAAUGCUCAGAAGACAAAGUCUCGACCUGGAAAACAGCAGAUUAUUGAGGACGAUUCGGAUGAGGAUUACGGUUUUACGAGAAAAUCUAAAAAACAGCGAGACAAUUCAGAUGAGGUCCGUAAUGAGGACAACCCAUUUGAUUGGACAAGUCGUAAAAGCACUGUUAAGAUGGCAUCAAAUUCUGAAAAAGGUUUGAAGAAAGAAAGAGAUGAUGAUUUUAUCAUACUGGACCCCGAUUCUGAGACGGAGGACAACAGAGGUAAAACUUUGUUGUCUGGUAAGUGUCAGGAGGUGAGGGUGUCUGAUUCAGAUUCUGAUUCAGGAUCAGGGUGGGCAGGUAAAGGUAAAAGUAGGUCACCAAUAGGUCAGAAAGGUCAACAGGCAAAAAGCAUAGUAGAAGUAGUAGGUGAAUCACAAAAAUUAGGUUGUAGAAAAAGGAAGUUAGAUGAUUCAUCAGAUGAAGAGGAUAAAGGUCAAAAGUCAAGAAGGAAAAUCAAACAAGAACCAGGAAUAAGCCCACCCUUAGCUUCCACUAGAGGUCAUCAAGGUCAAAGAAGGAUGGAGGAACAAGAGCAUGAGCAGACAGGCAGACAGGAAGUGAAUGCUAAGCAGGAGAGGAUAACUCCACGCAAAACUGCUGUAGACAGAACUGUGGACCAGGAAACAGUACAGACCACAACACAAAAGCAGGAGAAGAGGAGAGAACUCCCAUCUGUUUCUGGAUUUCUGUCAGCAGUACGAGGACAAGCCAAGGACGAGUACAAUCACCAUAGCAACUAUGUCAAGGAGGAAGGCAUUCCAACUGACCUGGUGCAGACAGUAUUUGUCGAUUUAAUGAUUCGACGACCUUCUCAAACUAAAAAAUCUCCUCAAAGGUCAAAUACAGACGUUCCUCCUGGAUAUUCACCUUGGAAAGGUUGCAUAGUAAAAAAUUUCAAGAAGUUCAAAAAGGCUGGUGUUGCUAGCCUUGACAGACUUCCUAAGAUCAUUGGAGGAAGUGGUCUCAUUCCACAUGUAACAUCUCAGCGUCAAGAACUGGAUGAGUGGUUUAGGGAAGCUCAGCAGGCAGAGAGCCAACAAUCUGAGGCAAACAGACGUGCACAGGAACUGUUUGAAUGGGAACCUCGAUCUCAUUCCAGCAACAGAUCUCGCUUAUAACAAAAUAUUUGACCAGUCACGUGACUGGUCACUGCAUAACAAGAUAUCAUACAAGGAUUUCCACCAGUCGUGUAAUUGAUCACCUUGGAACUGUCUGCCAAUUUUAUCAGUGUUUGUAAAUUUUAUGAAAUGAAAUCUAGCCACAUUUUUGUUUAACUUAACGAUUGUUAUCAUCAAAAAGACAUUAAGAGAUAAUUUUUAAUGUCUUUACAAGUCAUCAUUGUUAUGUAUAUAUAUUGUGUAUUAAUCUAAAUUCAGAUGUGCUGUGUUUACAUGCAUUGCAUCAUAUUGAUUGUUUACAUAAAAACCUGUUUAUAAUUAUUUGUCACAAUAUGUGUAAAUAGUGCUAGGCAGAUUUUUCUAGAAAGCUCGGUUAUUAGAAAGACCUGUGUGUUUCUGGAAGUUUCUAGAGACACAUGUAAACAAGCUGGGUACCUGCUAGUCUAGAAUCAUCUAGAAAAGAACCUUCUAGAAACCUUUAGUGUAUAUAAACAUGAUGAAACUGAGUCUGAGCAGCCUUUUUGAUGUAUUUAGUGAGCUUACUUUGAGACUUCAGUCUGUAAAGUGUGGACUUGCACUUAUAUAUAUACGAAGUGAGGAAACCAUUCUUGGAUUAUUCUGCGGUUACCCUGUUUCCUGGACAAUCUGUUGUGAAUUCUUCUGGAUUUGGAGGCCUUCCACGGAAAGAUAAGGUCUGACUUUUGAUAGUUAGUAGCUAGCUCUGUACACCAUCACAAAAUUUGUAA
Molecule: messenger RNA, 3558 nt
Organism: Ylistrum balloti
Lineage: Eukaryota; Metazoa; Mollusca; Bivalvia; Pectinida; Pectinidae
Product: nibrin-like
Exons: 14
Coding region: 338-2812 (824 amino acids)
Biological process (GO): double-strand break repair via homologous recombination; mitotic G2 DNA damage checkpoint signaling
Cellular component (GO): Mre11 complex
Molecular function (GO): damaged DNA binding; protein binding
Source: RefSeq, a predicted model, not a curated record